AUGGCAUCCACCAUUGAAAUCGUGGUAAGGAGUCAUUGUUUAGACUUUCUUCUAGUCAAAGGAGAGGAUGGCAUAGGGUCAACCAUAGACGCAUCAGAAGUUUUAGUAGUAGAAGCUGAACCUGAGGUUGGAAUAAGACUUGGUUCAACAGCUGGUUUAACGGGGUUGAAAAAUGGAUUAUCAUCCAAGAUUACCGCUUCAUAUCUUGAAGAAAUUUCAUUUAAAACCGAUAAAAAGACAGAGAGAUUGCUCAAACAGUAA
Funneliformis mosseae is the source of this 261-nucleotide messenger RNA. The record is from the annotation of a GenBank genome assembly. NCBI's taxonomy places the organism in Eukaryota, Fungi, Glomeromycota, Glomeromycetes, Glomerales, Glomeraceae.